ACCGACCGAGCCAUUAACAAUUUAGAAAGGCUCCUAUCAAACAGCUUCCUUUCUCCCUUUUGGGUUCGUAGUUUCGUGUGUGAAUCUUCUUCUUUCUUCUUCUUCCUCUUCUUCCAAAAAAAGCUAAUCAAUCCACAACAAUCGUCUCUUCCCUCGCGUAGUUGCGUCGAUUGGGUUGGGGAAUUUUCAAUGCCUGCAAGUUUUUUAGCGGAAUCUGUCACCGAAAAUCCUAAGGCACUGCCAAGCUGCUAAAUUUCGCCUGUGAUUUACAGGUUAGAAUCCUCAUCUCGCUUUUCCUGAUGGCUCCGAGCCGCAAGAAAGGCGGUUAUAAGGCGGCGGCCGCAGCAUCGGCUCGGCGGCAGUGGAAGGUUGGCGAUCUCGUGCUUGCCAAAGUCAAAGGCUUUCCUGCUUGGCCUGCCGCGGUUAGCGAACCAGAGAAGUGGGGCUACUCAGCCGAUUCCAAGAAAGUAUUGGUUCACUUUUUUGGAACACAAGAGAUAGCUUUCUGCAAUCCUGCUGAUGUUGAAUCAUUUACGGAAGAGAAGAAGCAAUCGCUUUUGACAAAACGGCAUGCCAAAGGUUCAGAUUUAUUCCGUGCAAUUAAAGAGAUCACAGAGAGUUACGAGAAUCGGAAGCAGCAGAAGGAAGCUAGUGAUCCUAAAUCUGUUGAAGAGACAACUGUCGGAAGUGCUGAGAAUACUAUAGAGCUGCCUCAGGCAUGUGAAAAUCUAAUUGGUACAAGACUUGACACUCAAAUAGAGUCAAAUUCCAGUCAUGGUAGGGAUGAAUCGACUCUUCUCAGCGAGGAUGCUUCAGCUGCUGAACAAAUGCUAGCUCUGCGUCAUAACAGUCUAGCUCGUAAUGGAGCCUGUGAUAGUGCCGCAGCUAAAGAUCUAUGUGAGAUAGCUACGUAUUCUUCGAGGAUAAGAAAUGAAAAGGCCCAGUCUCAAACGUGUGAUCCACAGAAAAUAGUAGUACCGGUUCAGCACUCUAAAAUCUCGUCAAGGUUGGAAUUGGAUAAUCUUCAAAAGUCCAAGCUUCAAUGCAGUGAUGGUGGCCACAGUGUCGAUGAUAUAGACGAUGGAGCUAAAAGAAGGAGAAAGAGGAUCCGGUGGUCAGGUCACUCUGAAUCAGAUGAUGUGGUUUCAUCAACUCUAAAUUUUCAUGGAUCUGAGGAGGACAACGCAUCUGAAAUUGCUACAGUUGAAUCUGACAAUAAUAGUAGGAAUGAUGGCAAUGGUGUGGAUUCUGGUUCCAAAGUCGAGCAUUCUGAUGCUGAUGCUGUUGGUGAGGAUUGUGAAGGAGGUCAUGAGCUCAACAAAGGGCUUGAUUUCCAAAUUAGUACCAUGGUUAAGAGGAAGAAGAGGAAACCCACCAGAAAACGUGAAAGCAGUGACCUUAUUGAUCUUCCUGCUAAAGUUGAAGCAGAAGAAGGUUUUGUGACCAAGGCGUGUGAUAGCUGCCAGGGAUCUCAAAAUUCUCAUGGAACGCUGAAUGAGAUUCCCUGUGAAGAGAAUGGUGAUGAACACUUGCCUCUGGUAAAGCGAGCCAGAGUCCGAAUGGGUAGAGCUUUUUGUGCUGAUGAAAAGGCCAGUGCCUCUUCACAGUUCAAAGACAUAUCAUCCAGAGACACUCUAACAAGCGCAGCCAAGCAGACAAGCCCUUCGAUUAAUCAUGAAAAUGGUAUUGUUUCUGGUCAUGAUUCUUCUGCAGCCAAAGAAUUUAACAGCUUUGAAUUGUCUACUAAGCUCCCAGGUGAUAUGAUUGAUGUAGUGCCUUCUCAAACGGAGAAACCUUCUGACAGAGUGUCGCCGUCUAAGGCCUGUGUUCAGACUGUAGGAGAUAAACAAACUGCUACGGAGUUCCAUGAGAACAAAUUUAACAUGAUGCUAGAUGAUGAAGUAACUGAAGCACAAUCUAAUCAAGUUAGCAGUUCGCCAGAAGGGAAUACUCGUGUUUCUGAAGUAGUUCAGGGCUGUUCUGAGGAAUCGCAAACCUUGAACUGUCUAAAUAGUGAGUCUGAUCUUAUUGACAUGCAAUGCUCACAUCAAAGUGAGAAAAACGGAACCCCUUUGAAUCCUGAUACCUUGGAUUCAUCUGAAAAUAAGCCCCCAAGUUUAUGCUCGAAUAUGGAUAUGACGGCAUUAGGGGUACCGGCUCAAUCUCCUCACCAAAACCAAAGCCAGGGCAAGGAUUGUUGUGACCAUUCAUUGGUCGUUGUUGGAGAUUCUUUUCUUAAAGAAAAAUGUGAGGAAAUUGACAAUAUGACUCAGGUCGUCCAGUCUGAAGGUGUAGAACAUUCUUCAUUGCUCUGUUCAGUGGUCGAGAAUCGAGAGGCUGAUAAUAUGCAGGUGGCUGAAAACACUCUACUGAAAAACAAACAAGAAAGUCUGGGUAAAGAAUUUGAUAGUGAUGUGACAGUUACAAAAGCGGAACCUCAUAAUGAAACAGUGUAUAGUCAGUCUGAGGAUGCUGUGGAGAACAAAGAGCUGGAAAAUAGCUGUGAGGCUGAUGAGCAGAAAGAGCAGAUCCAAGCCACCAAUUCUGUUACCGUAUCUGAAAACCUUUCACGUGAUAAAAUGAGUUUAUCUCCUGACUCUACUGCAAGGGCUACUCCACAUAGCAACUCAGUUUGCCAUAUUUCUACUGUAGAAACUGCAAAUGUUAUGCAGAACAACAGUAGUUGCAGCACCAAUGUUCACUUUGGUGAGAAAAAAACUAUGAGUGAUGACAGUGUCAAAGAAGAAAGCAAAGUUGAAACGGGUACAACACAGGUGAAGAAAGUUGUUAGUCCUGAUGUGCCGGUCACUAUUGAAUCUUUUGAGACCGCUCUAGGCUCGUUGGUUAGGACAAAGGAGACCAUUGGGCGAGCAACUCGUUUGGCUAUGGACUUGGUGAAAUUUGGUGUGUCGGCAAAGGUGAUGGAAGUUCUUGCUCAGGCUUUGGAAAGCGAGUCAAAUUUACAAAGGAGGGUGGACUUAUUUUUCCUUGUGGAUUCUAUUGCUCAGUUCUCCUCCAAAGGUCUGAAUGGUGAUGCUGGUAGGGUUUAUCUUUCAUCCAUUCAAGUUAUGCUGCCUCGCCUAUUGGCUGCUGCUGUCCCAGCUGGAGCCACCACACAAGAAAACAGGAGGCAGUGCUUAAAGGUUUUGAGGCUUUGGUUCGAUAGACGGAUCCUUCCUGAAUCUAUUGUUAGUCGCCAUAUAAAAGAACUAGAUUCACAUAAUGAUGUUCCUGUUUGCCUCUAUUCUCGGCGCUCCGCUCGAACAGAAAGGGCGCUGGAUGACCCUGUUAGAGAUAUGGAGGGUAUGCUGGUGGAUGAGUAUGGAAGUAAUUCAACUCUCCAACUUCAUGGAUUCUGCAUGCCUGCAAUGCUUAAGGAAGAAGACGAAGAGAGUGACUCGGAUUGUGGUGAUUUUGAGCCUGUAACCCCUGAACAUGAGUCCAAAAUCCUUGAGGAACACGUCACACCCUCCAUUACGGAAAGGCAUACCCGUAUACUGGAAGAUGUUGACGGCGAGCUUGAAAUGGAAGACGUGGCUCCACCCUGGGAAGUUGGAAGCAGUGCAAUCACUGAUCAAGCUGGUAAUACAGAGUCUGCAAACUGUCAGCCUGUCUCUGGCACUUCACAUCAGAAUGUGACCUCGUCAUCUCCACGAGCUCCCCGUUCCCAGAAUGCUCAGUGUGCCAUGUCUGAUUCCUACUCAAACGGCUUUGACUGCAGUGGAUAUCCCAGCAUGCAUGGAGAUCAUCAGGCCGGUCUUCCAAGGAUGAAUCCACCUAUGCAUUACCGAAGUCCUGAAUCAUCUUAUAGUUCCCGUGCAUCUUGGUCAAAAAGCAUGCCACGCGGGGAGGAUUCUAGCUUCCAGCAUAGGCCUUAUCCCCCACCUCCGCCUUCACAUCAUUAUUCAUAUAUGGAGCCCGACCACCACAUAAAGCAACGGAGAGAAGCCUCCUCAUACCCUCACAGAUCUCAUUACGCGCCGGAUAUUGACGAAAGGAACUAUCAUGAUAGCCAUGAGAGAGUGAGGCCUGCACCAUGUGAGAGUCGAGACAAUUGGAGAUAUCAUCCGGGCUCUUCUCAUGGGCCACGAUAUCAUGACAGACACAAAGGCCCUUAUCAGUCCAGCUCAUCAUAUAGUGGGCAACACCGUGACUCUGGAAGGAUGCAGAGCCAAAGGUGGAGUCAUUCUCCGCGGGAAUAUAACAGUAGACACUCUUAUCACCAUAAGCAGCAUUCGGAAGGUCCUGUUACCGUAGGAAUGAGAGAUCCGGGAACGUGGCAUCAAAGGUGAGGACAGAGAAAACGGCAAGUCCUAUGCAGCAGGAGGCUCUAAUAGUUAUGGAAGGAAUAGAGAGAAACAAGUUUGGCUCGAAUAUACACUUUGGCCACUUGAGAGAGAGAUGUGAUCGAUCGCUUGCUUGUUUAGGCACUUUUUUAUAUACCCCCCAAAAAAAGAAGGGCACUGUGUAAGUGUGUACAUAUAUGAUGUUCCUCUUUACCAAAACCUCAUGCAAAGAGAAAAACAGCCGUGAGAAGAUGGUAAAGCCAUUUGUAGAGAGAUGGGAAAAUGAGUUAGUACCCUGAUUUGGGCAUUUUUUUUUGUUUUGUUUUAUUAACCCCCUUAAUUUGUUUCUGGUUAUUAACCUAUUAAAAUGGAAAUAUAGUAGUAAUAUAUUGUGCUAUUGAAGAUGUGUAAAAUGAAUCUUUAGUUGAAGCAUUUCGUUAAUAGUGUGUUGAAUUUGUU
Messenger RNA from Thlaspi arvense, 4745 nucleotides. The record is from the annotation of a GenBank genome assembly. NCBI's taxonomy places the organism in Eukaryota, Viridiplantae, Streptophyta, Magnoliopsida, Brassicales, Brassicaceae.